AUGAGUAUUCAGGUCGUUCAACGUGUACAAAUACCUUCAGGUGCCGCUUCCACUACCUAUUAUAUUCAAAAUCGUGCACCACUUCAACCAGUUCCAUUUCAAAAACUACCACCAGGUGCAGUGAAGGCUAAUGGUUGGUUACUUGGUCAAUUAAAAUUACAAAUCAAUGGUUUAAAUGGAAAACUUUAUGAAAUAUCGGAUUAUCUUAAUUAUGAUAAUUGUGGUUGGAUUGAUCCAACAAAAACAGCAUGGGAAGAAAUGCCGUACUGGUUACGAGGUUUUGCUGAACUUGGUUUUGUUACUGGUGAUCCAGACGUCUUAGCAAUAACUAAGCGUUGGAUGGAUGGAGUUCUAAGUACUCAACAACCGGAUGGAUGGUUUGGUCCAAAUUAUAUGCGUACAUCACUUGAUGGUGUUCCUGAUUUAUGGCCUGCAAUGUUAUUUUCAAAUAUGUUUCGUUCGUUGUAUGAAUAUACAAAUGAUGCACGUGUUAUUCCAUUCCUUUUAAAAUGGUUUCAAUUUGUAGCAAAAGCUCCAGAUGAUUCAUUUAAUCGUGGUUGGGGUGCUACUCGAUGGGCAGAAGAUCUUGCUAAUAUUAUUUGGUUAUAUAAUCGAACAACUGAUUCUGAUUGGUUGCUUGAUUUAAUGAACAGAAUUCAUAAAAUAACAGUUGAUUGGGUUUAUACGACACCAACAUUACAUAAUGUGAAUUUUGCUCAAGGAUUUCGUGAACCAGCAUUUUAUUCAUUAGUUGUUAAUCCACCUAAUCCUGCAUUAGUUCAAGUUACUUAUGAUAGAUACCAAGAGCUUGUUUAUCAGUUUGGUCAAUUUCCAGGUGGAGGUGUUGCUGGCGAUGAAGGUUGUCGUUAUGGUUAUACAGAUCCUCGACAAGGUCUUGAAACAUGUGGUUUUGCUGAAUUUAUGCAUAGCUUUCAAAUGCUUAUGCGAGUUACAGGUGAUGGUUAUUGGAUUGAUCGAUGUGAAACAAUAGGAUUUAAUUCAUUUCCAGCAGCAUUUGAUCCAUUUGUUGCACGUGGAACACAUUAUAUAACUUGUGUAAAUUCUAUUCAACUUGAUGAUCAAACAAAAAGUGCUUUUGCUGAUAAUUGGUUUCCUUUACUUGCUUAUAAACCAGGUGUUCAUCAAUAUCGUUGUUGUCCACAUAAUUAUGGUAUUGGAUGGCCAUAUUAUACUGAAGAAGCAUGGUUAGCAACGUACGAUGGUGGUCUAUGUGCUUCAUUAUAUGUUCCAUGUCAAGUAACAGCAUUUGUUGGUGUUAAUACUGAGACGCCAAUAACAAUUAUUGAAGAAACAAAUUAUCCGUUUGAUGAAAAUAUUCAAUUUCAUCUUCAGUUAUCAACACCGACACAAUUUAAACUUUAUUUACGUAUACCAGAUUGGUGUAAUAAACCACCAACAGUUACCAUCAAUGGACGAAUUGUAUUUAAUCAAAAAACACCAGAUAACGGUUCAUUUAUUAUUAUCAAUCGUGUUUGGACAAAUGAUGAUAUUGUUAAAUUAACAUUACCAUUAGAAUUGACAACAAAAACAUGGAAAAAUAAUAAAAAUUCAGUUUCGAUUCAUUAUGGUCCUUUAGCAUUUUCAUUAGCUAUCAAUGAGCAAUAUAAUCGUAUUGGUGGAACAAAUGAAUGGCCAGAAUAUGAAGUUAUAGCAAAAUCAAAUUGGAAUUAUGGUUUACUUUUAUCAAGUAGCAAUGAAUGGAAAAUAAAACGAAAAACAAGAAAAAAUAAUUCAGAAAAUAUAUUUACUCAAGAAAACAUUCCAUUAAAUAUAGAAGCUCGAGCACGUCGUAUUCCAGAAUGGAUAGCAGAUCAAGAAAAUGUUGUAGGAAUAUUACCACAAUCACCAGUUCAAAGCAAAGAAACAGACGAAUCAGUUACAUUAAUACCGAUGGGUGCUGCACGACUUCGUAUUACUGCAUUUCCUACAAUUGCUCAAUGA
This is a messenger RNA of Adineta ricciae, 1962 nucleotides long. Lineage: Eukaryota; Metazoa; Rotifera; Eurotatoria; Adinetida; Adinetidae. The record is from the annotation of a GenBank genome assembly.